AUGAGACCGCUAGUGUUGGUGGCGAAAGGGAGGAAUUUGCCCUUUUGCGGGUUCCCCAAGGACGUCGGGCGAUUGACCAGGAGCUUCCGAGACUCCGAUGUCGCCCUCAUCGGGCAAUUCCGGUGCCUUACCGUCGCGCACGGCGAUCUAAACCAACUUCCUGAUAAGGUGAAAGCGUACGUUCAGGAAAACAUAAAAUUAUGCAAUCCAGAUAAAGUUCACAUUUGCGAUGGAACCGAAUCGGAGAAUCGCCAAUUAAUCGAUCAAAUGCUCCAACAAGGAACCAUCGUGCCUCUACCAAAAUACGAAAAUUGUUGGUUGGCGAGAACCAACCCAGCAGACACCGCUCGAGUGGAAUCCAAAACCUUCAUUUGCACCGACAACAAAUCCGAAACCAUACCCACGCCUAAACCAGGCGUGAAAGGCACUCUAGGCAACUGGAUGUCUCCAUCAGACAUGGACGCCGCGGUCAAAGAUCGCUUCACUUCCUGCAUGAAAGGCAGAACCAUGUACGUCAUACCGUUCUCCAUGGGCCCUGUGGCAUCCCCUUUAUCAAAAACAGGUAUCGAACUAACAGACUCCCCCUACGUGGUAGCCUCGAUGAGAAUCAUGACCAGAACGGGCUCCGCGGUUCUCUCGAAACUCCGCGACCACCAGGAGUUCGUCAAGUGCCUGCACUCGGUGGGCCGCCCAGCCGACGGGUCCGUCGAGUACCCCAGCUGGCCCUGCGACCCCCAACGCACCAUCAUCCUGCACAAACCCCAACGCAACGAGAUCGUCUCCUACGGCAGCGGCUACGGCGGCAACUCGCUGCUGGGCAAGAAGUGCCUCGCCCUGAGGAUCGGCUCCACCAUAGCCAGAAGAGAGGGCUGGCUGGCCGAGCACAUGCUCAUUUUGGGGAUAACGAAUCCCCAAGGGGUGAAGCGCUACAUCGCCGCCGCCUUUCCAUCGGCCUGCGGCAAAACCAACUUGGCUAUGAUGACGCCCACGUUGCCCGGAUACAAAGUGGAGUGCGUCGGAGACGAUAUAGCUUGGAUGCGGUUCGACGAAACCGGCCAACUGAGAGCCAUCAAUCCGGAAAACGGGUUCUUCGGCGUUGCUCCAGGAACGUCCAGGAGCAGCAAUCCCAUCGCGAUGGAUACCAUCUUCAGAAACACCGUUUUCACCAACGUGGCUUCGACCGGCGAUGGCGGAGUGUACUGGGAGGGAAUGGAAAACGAAGUGCCCCGAGACGUUUCGAUAGUCGAUUGGAAGGGCAACGCUUGGGAGAGGGGUUCCGAAACGCCUGCAGCUCAUCCGAAUUCGAGGUUCUGCACACCCGCUGGACAAUGUCCCAUCAUCGAUCCGGCUUGGGAGGACCCGAAAGGCGUGCCAAUCUCGGCCAUACUCUUCGGAGGUAGACGUCCGGCCGGUGUACCUCUAGUAUACGAAGCUAGAAACUGGAAACACGGCGUCUUCAUCGGCUCCGCGAUGAGAUCGGAAGCUACGGCAGCCGCUGAGCACAAGGGUAAAGUGGUCAUGCACGAUCCGUUCGCGAUGCGGCCGUUCUUCGGGUACAACUUCGGAGCCUACCUGGCCCAUUGGUUGUCGAUGGAGAAGAGGUCCGCGACGCUGCCGAAGGUGUUCCACGUGAACUGGUUCAGGAAGGAUGCGACCGGGAGGUUCCUGUGGCCGGGUUUCGGGGAGAAUUCGCGCGUGCUGGACUGGAUCGUCAGGAGGCUGGACGGGGAGGAGGCGGCGCGCGACACCCCCAUCGGGCUGGUGCCCGCCGACGGCGGUUUGAACGUCGAAGGGAUGAAGGAGAAGGUGGAUUUGGGGGAGCUGUUCAGCUUGCCCAGGGAGUUUUGGUUGCGCGAGGUGGAGGAGGUUGGUAGGUAUUUCGACGAGCAGGUGGGGGACGAUUUGCCGAUGGAGAUUCGGGAGGAGUUGGAGGGGUUGAGGAGACGAGUAGUUGAUAUGUAG
This is a messenger RNA of Phyllotreta striolata, 1962 nucleotides long. NCBI's taxonomy places the organism in Eukaryota, Metazoa, Arthropoda, Insecta, Coleoptera, Chrysomelidae. The record is from the annotation of a GenBank genome assembly.